This is a messenger RNA of [Candida] anglica, 1591 nucleotides long. NCBI's taxonomy places the organism in Eukaryota, Fungi, Ascomycota, Pichiomycetes, Serinales, Debaryomycetaceae. The record is from the annotation of a GenBank genome assembly.
UAGUUAAGGGAAGAGUAAAUAAAUACUUUAUGUGGCCAAAUUUUGUAUAAAGUUUCAGUAAUAGUUGAUGUUAAUUUUUGUUAUUUCACAAAAAAAAAAUGAACAAACAGAACCCCGCUUGAGAGCCGGGAGCGAGAACGAAACCCCUUAAUUGACUUAUAAACAGAUACCAAGAUUAAUUAAAGAAAAACAAUAUAUGGGAAAUCUAGAAUUUCCGUAGAUCCCGGGCGAUCAUGGAUUAAUAUGGUUAUGGAAUAAUUGAUGAACUUAACCUUCUACGAUGCUAAUAUUAGGCUGCGAAUUACGAGGCUAACAUUAAAAAUGAAACACGCAAUACCGAAGACGGACAAAGAAUAUCCAAACUAACAGAUAAUGCAAUUUAUUUAUUUUUUAAACCCAAUAUAUUCUUUAAUGUAUUGGGUUAACUUCACUAGAAAGUAGAAUAGAGAGAAUUGAUACUGUCAAUUUCUACCUAGUCGGUGUUGCAACUAUUCUCCUAUUAGACUCGAUGAUGAAUCCUGUACAUUGAGAGUCUUUUCUUUUUCUAAUUCUUUUUUUUUUUUUAUUUUUUAAACUUGUACGAUGGUGUCUAAGUAUAUCCUUUGGAACCAAAUAACUAGUUGUAUACAAUUGUAAUACAAUUAUUAAUUUCCAACUUAUUCCAAGAUGGACAAAAUACGAAACAAGGUUGUUAGGCCCUCGAUCUAUGACGAGGAAUCUGGGUCAGAAAACGAAUACACUUACAAUAAACCAGAAGAAAGUGAUGAUGAGCUUGCAACAAUUUCAUUCGGAUCAUUAAGUUCAGCUCAAAAGAAGUUACAAGAUGAAGAGAGAACUAAAAAGAAUGAAAAGAGAGAGAAGAAGGCAGAAUUAAAGAACAGUAGGGCUAUACAGAAAAAGUCUAAGCCAUCUAAAUAUGAACAACAUCCUACUUCCGAUAGUGAAAGUGAAGGAUUCUUUGAUGAUGAGGCACCAAGGGCAUCAUCUUCAGCUAGACCAGGACGUUCAAAUAGGGACAAGGGUAAAAAGAAUAAGCAUGCACCAUCUGAAUCUAGCUCCAAGAGACCAGUUUCUAAAGUGAGAGAAAUUGAAGGACUUGGUACUAAAUAUAAAGACAAUAGUUUAUACCGAGACAUUAGAUUUGAUGCAGCAUACGGUAAGGCAGACUUAGCACAAAUUAGAAAGAAUUAUGCAUUCCUUGAUGGAUAUAGAGAACAAGAAAUUUCCCAAAUGAAACUGAUGUUGAAAGAUAAAAAGGCAUCUAGUUUAUUAUCACAUCAUGAAAGAGAAGACAUAGAAUUUAGAGUACAAUCUUUAAAAUCUCGUUUGGAUACAAUGAAGAAUAGAGAUUUAGAAAGUAAGAUUCUUGCCGACCAUAAACAUGAACAACUUCGUAAAUUCAAGGAUGGUUCUCAAACCAACCCAUACUUCUUGAAGAAGAGUGACAAGAGAAAAUUGAUUCAAAAGGCAAAGUUCGAUACCAUGAAGUCAUCUCAAAGAGAAAAGGUUAUGGAAAGAAAGAGAAAGAGAAGAUUAGGAAAGGAAUUCAGAGAAUUGGAAUUCAAUCAACAUCGGAAAUAGGUAAUAUUAU